This is a messenger RNA of Oncorhynchus keta (chum salmon), 2025 nucleotides long. RefSeq names its product nucleoredoxin like 2 (gene nxnl2). The record is from RefSeq and is a predicted model, not a curated record. NCBI's taxonomy places the organism in Eukaryota, Metazoa, Chordata, Actinopteri, Salmoniformes, Salmonidae. Gene Ontology annotation, biological process: sensory perception; photoreceptor cell maintenance. Bases 418 to 891 code for a protein of 157 amino acids. The transcript is spliced from 3 exons.
UAUGACAGGUUGUAAAGGUGACAGUAACUAUCUCUAUAGUGAUUGAAGAAUGAAAAUGAUGACCGUUUUGCACUUCUACGAGUGAUUUCACGUCUUGGUUAGUAACGGUUCACCGCGGGUAACUGCUACAACUGUAACCGUCUUAAACUGGUUUUGACUACAGUUGCCAAGGUCGUUAGUGGCUGUCCCAAAUAUUUUUGUAUAACUAAACCUGUAUAUAACUAGAACUGGUGUGCAGGAUAACGAAUUACCGGUAUCUGAACUGGCUCGUUUUGAGAACAAGCCUCAUGUCAUUCUCACUGGUGCCCGUAAACACUCGAUCUGACUAUAAUAUAAUGGUGCAUGAUAAGUAGACAUUUUUUUGCAUGAGUCUUGUGAAAAAAUGUAUUCAGUCAGUGGAGUGGAAAUAAUUCGACCAUGGUGGAGGUUUUUGUUGGGAAAACUCUGCUCAAUAAAGAAGGGGAUCUUAUUGAUCCAGAGGAAACUCUCAGGAAUAAAGUAGUAGGAAUAUAUUUUUCUGCCGGCAGGUGGCCGCCUUUUCGAGAUUUCACCCCUUGUCUAUGCGAUUUUUACACGGAACUUGUCGAGGAGAGCAAGCCACCUGCACAGUUCGAAAUAGUUUUCAUAUCUUCUGACAAGUCAAGUGAUGAUAUGGUGGAAUAUUACCAUGACAUGCACGGAGACUGGCUGGCCCUGCCAUGGACGGAUCAAUACAAACAUGAUCUCAAGAACAGGUACAAAAUCACAGCAGUCCCCAAGCUGGUGAUUGUGAAGGAGAAUGGAGAUGUGAUCACAGAGAAAGGCAGGAAACAGAUCCGGGACCAGGGCCUGGCCUGCUUCAGGAGCUGGCUUGAGGUGGCCGAAGUCUUCCAGAACUUUAAAGCUUCCUAGACAUUCUAAAAUACAUCAUUCUACAUUCUAGAGAACCUUCCUGCUCCUAACCCAUAGACUGUUCUUAUCUAGUUGUCUAUUCUAAACUUCUGCACUACAACGCAAUACUGUCUAUAUACUAAACUUCUACACUACAAUGCAAUACUGUCUAUAUUCUAAACUUAUACACUACAAUGUAAUACUAUCUAUAUUCUAAACUUCUGCACUACUGUUAAGUUUUUCUUCUGAUGAAGGAGAGGUGGACCAAAAUGCAGCGUGGUUAUUUCGAUUCAUCUUCAAUAAAGACAAACCAUACAAAAACAAUAAACGUGAAAACCUAAACAGCCUUAUGUGGUGCAAACAAACACUGAGACAGGAACAAUCACCCACAAAACACUCAAAGAAUAUGGCUGCCUAAAUAUGGUUCCCAAUCAGAGACAACGAUAAACACCUGCCUCUGAUUGAGAACCACUUCAGGCAACCAUAGACUUUUCUAGAUAACCCCACUAUACCACAAUCCCAAUACCUACAAAACCCCAAGACAAAACACACCACAUAAUUAACCCAUGUCACACCCUGGCCUGACCAAAAUAAUAAAGAAAACACAAAAUACUAAGACCAGGGCGUGACAACAACAAUGUAAUACUGUCUAUAUUCUAAACUUCUACACUACAAUGUAAUACUGUCUAUAUUCUAAACUUCUACACUACAACGUAAUACUGUCUAUAUUUUAAACUUCUACACUACAAUGUAAUACUGUCUAUAUUCUAAACUUCUACACUACAAUGUAAUACUGUCUAUAUUCUAAACGUCUGCACUACAAUGUAAUACUAUCUAUAUUCUAAACUUCUACACUACAAUAUAAUACUGUCUAUAUUCUAAACUUCUGCACUACAAUGUAAUAAUAUCUAUAUUCUAAACUUCUACACUACAAUAUAAUACUGUCUAUAUUCUUACCUUCUCCACUACAAUGUAAUAAUAUCUAUAUUCUAAACUUCUACACUACAAUGACAAUAUGUCUUUUUUUCGAAUGAAUAGACAUGAGUGGCUUGUAUUUUCAGAAUACAUAUUUUGAGGCGUUUGGCAAUUUUUUAUAUUUUGUUUUUAUAUGACUUAAAAUGCACAAUAAUGAUUAAAUCCUUUGCUGUCUGUUUA